AUGUGCCACACCAUCAACACCUUGUUCUCCGAUUUCGGGGUCCACACCACGGUCUACGAGCUCGACGAGAUGCCACGUGGCAGGGAGAUCGAGCAGGCACUGGCUCGACAAGGUGUCGGGCUGUCGGCAAUGACUUCCCUGUGGUGUUCAUCGGAGGGAAGCUUGUGGGUGGUGUUCUCAACGGUUCCUUGUCUGUCAUGCUCAAACGAGCUGGUGCGUUGUGGCUGUGAUCAUAUCGAUGAUGAGAAUUGA
Molecule: messenger RNA, 252 nt
Organism: Linum tenue
Lineage: Eukaryota; Viridiplantae; Streptophyta; Magnoliopsida; Malpighiales; Linaceae
Source: the annotation of a GenBank genome assembly